Messenger RNA from Vigna unguiculata (cowpea), 829 nucleotides. RefSeq names its product putative invertase inhibitor. Gene Ontology annotation, molecular function: enzyme inhibitor activity. The record is from RefSeq and is a predicted model, not a curated record. Lineage: Eukaryota; Viridiplantae; Streptophyta; Magnoliopsida; Fabales; Fabaceae.
GUGUAGAUUAAAUUAAAUCUCAUUUUUUCAGAAACAUACUCGAUCAUUAGAAAGAAAAGAAGAAGCCAAGAAUGAAAUUCUCUUCGUACUUACUGAUAUUCUUUAUCUUUCUCUUUCUGUUCCAAAGCACCAACAGUUCUAAUCUUAUCUCUCAAUCUUGCAAGGAGGCAUCCAAGAAUGAUCCAAAUUUGAAGUAUGAUUUCUGUGUUGCAUCCCUUGAAGAUGCUUCCUCCAAUUUGAAACCACCACCCACCACUCUCGAAGGUCUUGUGGACAUGUCAAUUCAACUCACCAAGUCUAACGGAACAAACAUGGUUUCCAUCAUUUCAAAGCUCUUGAAGGAUAAAGAUUUUGAUCAAUACGCAAAGGCUUGCUUACGAGAUUGCUUUGAUCUUUAUUCGGAUUCCCUUUCGGAUUUAGAUGAUGCUGUUGCUGCUUUCAAGCGCAAGGAUUUGGACACUGCUGCUAUAAAGUUGAGUGCUUCUUUGGAUACGUCUGAUACAUGUGAAGAUCAAUUCAAGGAAAAGAAGGGUGAAACGUCUCCUUUGACAAAGGAAAAUCAAGUCUACUUUGAACUCAAUGUAAUAUCUCUGGCCUUCCUCCAAAUGUUUCGUCAACAUUAUUGACAAAACUUAAUUAACCAUGUCAUAUACAAUUAUACAUUAAUAUUACGAGCUUUGUAUAAGCCUGAUAUAGUUUGUGCAAAAUUCUCUAUCUGUCAUGGAGUAUAGAGACUGAAAUUAUGUCCUUCGUAUGGCACAAAUGCUGUGUGAACCAAUAAAGUUCUUGGUCUCAUUUUACCCUAAAAUGUCAUUUUAUUGGUUGUCUC